Molecule: messenger RNA, 3500 nt
Organism: Plectropomus leopardus (leopard coralgrouper)
Lineage: Eukaryota; Metazoa; Chordata; Actinopteri; Perciformes; Serranidae
Source: RefSeq, a predicted model, not a curated record
AGAAGCAGUUUGUUCAGCACUUCUGUUUAGGUUUUUCAUGACAAAAAAAAAAACAAAGAAUCUUUCAUAUCUUGGCCAUAAAAGAGGAUCAGUUUCCUGGACUAAGCGGUUGCAUGGAUAUUUUUGUGAAAUCUAGAAAGUAAUGAUGCCAACUUUAGGAUCAAAGAAGAAAGACAAUCCAUCCAAAAUGGACAAACAUGAAGACUUUCCACAGUUGAGCAAUGAGAUGCAGCUGAGCAUCAUGAACAAGGUGAAGAGCGGAGAGCUGUCCAUUGAGGAUGCUCUGAACCAGGCCAGGAAGGACAGACAGCAGCUGCUCAGACGGAAGAGCCUGGCUGAAGAGGAACCGCCACCCUCACAGUACAACUUCAGUGUUCACAAGCACAGCCGCUACAGGUGGCAGAAGCGGGUUGUUCAGAUUGAUUUCAAGACCAAAAUGCUGUGCAACAUCGAGAAAGGCAUCAUCAAGCGACAAUUCCCCUUCUCCACUGUCAAGAGUUGUGAUGAUGGAGUGGGCUCCAGGUUCACCAUUUCCUUGAAAGGACAUCAUGAUUAUGAAUUAGAGGCCACUUCACUGGAGGACAAACACAAGAUGAUGCAGCUUGUGAAUCAGAUCAUUUAUGGGAACAUAUACAGUGAUCCUGAGGAGGGUAAUGCAGAAACACAGCAGCAGCCUCAAAGAUCAGAGAGCCUUCGGGAGGGCGUCUUGUUGCUGCACCGAGGAGGCCUGGCAUCGUUCAAAUGGGUGAAAUAUGAUGUUCAUCUCCACCAGGGCCAGCUAACACUGGUCCCCUUCAGGCGACAGGCCCCCGCUGACGGUGAGGUGACGACCUCGGUGCCCAGGUCCACCGUGAUUCACCUGUCAGACGGAGACACCAGAGUUCAGAAACCUCAAAGCUCCGACAGCUUCACCCUGAUCACCCACAAAAAUGAGUACAAGUUCAAGGUGCCUGUACCGCAUCAAACAGCUGCCCCCGGGGCCGUCCAGAGGGAGCGAGACGCUUGGGUCAAGGCCAUUCACAAACUGUGCUCAGACUGGAAGAGGAAGUCGAUGGCGGAACACUUUUUUGUGGAAACGAAGGAACUGCGAAAUCUCAGUAUAGCCGAAGACGCGGAGGACACUGACACAGAUCUCGAGUCAAGCGGUGGAUUUGGCGGCAGAAAUAUGACUUAUCCUCCAGUUGAUUAUGAACAUGCAGAUCCCGCUUCUGUGGGUGGAGAUCAUUUAUCAGCCGGUGACACGAGUCAAAGUUAUCCCUCAGCCGAUUAUGCAAAGCCUGUUCCUAAACCUCGCAGCAAAGGAAACGCUGCUGAUAUCAAGCCUGAUAUUUUGCCUCCCGUCCCGUCACCGACCUCACCAACCUCCCCCGCUGUCUUUGCCUUGUCUUCACCCACUUCCCCUCGACCCUCACCCUCCGUUACUGCCCUCACAUCCUCCUCCACGGUCCCAGAGUCUCUUAACCAUGAAUCUGGCUCAUCAGGUGUGAAAGGGCCCUCGCCCCCGAGGGUCCCGGUACCCCCACCUUUACCCUUUAAAACCCUGAUGCAGUCAAGAAAACCACGCACCAAGGCUUUCCACUGGGAUGUAGCUGUCUCAGAUAAGAUUGCAAAAUCAUUUUGGACACAAGAAAGCGGCAGGAGGAUUGAAAUCGACACAUCGCGCCUAUAUGAGCAAUUUGCCGUCAAAGAUCUGGGGACGUUUGAUGUGGCAGAGCCGAGCCAUACGCAGCAUAUUAUGCUCAACCAGAAGAUUGCACACAACUUCAACAUUUUCCUCAAAAGUUUUCCAGUGCAACCGGGAGAGCUGAAGGACAAACUGUUCAUCAUUAAUGAGGAAGAUGGAGGCCUGUCUGAUGAGCACAUCACCUCUCUGAGGAGGUACGUCCCCACAAUGGAUGAUGUGGAAAUGUACAAAUCCCACAAAGGACCUGUGACAGAGCUGCAUAUUGUGGACCAGUACAUGAUGGAGAUGUGCAACAUCCCGUGCCUCAGCAUACAGCUCGACCUGCUGCUGACUCUGAGAGAGCUUCCGAUCAGCAUGAACGACCUGCAGCCUCUGAUUAACAAGAAGAUCAGAAUGUGCACGCAGCUGAACAACUGCAGGUCAUUUGUUUCCGUGCUGGAGUACCUCCUCGCCAUUGGCAAUUACCUCAAUGAGAACGCCAGGAAGGAAAAGGCCAAGGGAUUCCGCCUCUCCUCCUUAACUAAACUCUCCCAGCUCCGUGGGAGAGACAGGAAGUUCACCUUGCUCCAUGCCCUUGUGGAGCAGAUCAUGUUGCAUGAACCAUGCCUGGCCACUUUUACCCAGGAGUUGGCAGAAUUUGAAACUGUCCCAGGAGCUUCCAUCAAAGGCCUGACCGCAGAAGUAGAUGUCCUGAAGAAUGAACUGCAGAAAGUUAUCCAGUAUAAAAAAACUUCGGCCAAGAAGAAAAAUGCUGGAGUUCAUCACCCUAACUUCUCCAGAGACCUGAAGUUGGCAAUUGAGAAAUACAACACGGAUCUCUCGGCUCUGACGAAGACGUGUGAGGAGAUGAAGAAACUCUACUCUGUCAUUCUGGUUAAAUUCUGUGAACCGGAGGACCAAGACUCUCAGGAGCUCUUCGGGUUGAUCUCUCAGUUCAUCCAUGACUUCAAGAUGGCCCACGCUGAAAUUAUAUGAGUUAAAUUGUAUAGAGCACAUAUGAGUAUGUUUAAACAAGGAGAUCAUCUCUUCUAAGUCAGUUCAGAAAGAUUAAAUUAUAGGAUAUAAGCUCAAAUGCAGUGUUUGAUAUUAAAGAGGACCUAUUAUGCUCAUUUCUCUGGUUCAUACUUAUAUUUAAGGUUUCUACUAGAAUAUGUUUACAUGCUUUUAUGGUCAAAAACUGUUGAUUUUUGCCAUACUGUCUGUGCUGGAACACCUGUAUUCACCCUCUGUCUAAGACACUCCAUUUAAGCGCCUGUCUGUUUGAGGCCCCUUCCCAAAAAGCACAGUGGUUAGUCAGCAAUUGUGGGCCUUCUUGGCAUCUCUGCACCAUCACUGCAGCCUGGGAAUGACUAUAAUGGAAAAAAAUUGCACUUUUUAACACAAAAAAUGUUCAAAACACAACCAUGUUACAGAAGAACUGACUUGACAACCAAGAUCACGUUUCCCUUGCCUCCGAAAGUGGGAAGAGACUAACAACAUCAGCAAGUUAAAGAUUACUUUACAUAUAUAUACCUCAUUAUUUGAAAUCAGGUUUAAUAUGAACAUCUGUCAUUGUUACACUACAUAUAUGUUCACAAAAUAUGGAAAGCAUAAAAGGUCCCCUUUAAAGAUAAUAAAAUGUUGCACAGAUUUAUAUUUCUAGCAGCUGUUUGUAUUUUUCUCCAGAGUUGUUGUACAGAUAUUUUAUUUUAUAAUGGGCUCUGGAUGUGAUUCAUUGUACAGACAUUCAGAGUGAAGUGUACAGUGAUGCUCAUAGACCUGGAUGACAGGAUGUCAGUGGAAAUCAAUUUUGUGAAUAUUAAACUGAUUUAUGUCA